Molecule: messenger RNA, 1406 nt
Organism: Mollisia scopiformis
Lineage: Eukaryota; Fungi; Ascomycota; Leotiomycetes; Helotiales; Mollisiaceae
Exons: 2
Coding region: 1-1365 (454 amino acids)
Source: RefSeq, a predicted model, not a curated record
AUGUGGUCCGUAGCUCAGUCCAGAUCGAAAUCGCACCACAAAAUCCAGUUCAAGGACUUGGAACACUUCCUCUUCCUACCACACAUACUCUCGAGCAUAGAAGGCAUUCGGAUACAUCAAAGUGCUGCAAAAAAUCUCAAGAUGCGACCUCAAUCAGAACAACAAAGCUACCCCUUUCUCCCUCGCUUAGCAGCAAUGGAGACACAUCAAGUUGCCUAUUCUCCUUCUAGCGAGGGGUCUCUUCAGAGGCUCACAACAACACCACCUUCCCAACAAUCCGGAUGCAGUCUCUUCAGCCUACCUGCAGAAUUGUUUGACGAGAUCUUGGGCUAUCUUUUGCCACCUGCAACUCUCGUCACACUUCUUUCUAACCCAAGAAAUCCCCAUGAUCCAUCUAUCAAUGUCAAAUACAGGGUUUAUUGUCAUGAUCCGCAGCAAACAAAGCAGCGGACAUAUUCUGAGGAUGAUCGAAUCUAUCCUGCUAUCCUCUAUACAUGCAAGCAGAUGUAUGCAUACACUGAGUGGUUCUGGGAUAGGUAUACAUUUGCCUUCACUGCGGAAAAAUGGCAACAUAUGCACUACUCGUUCCUGACAAGGGGCAAUCCAUUCGCUGGCCUCACGGACCGCCUCAAACACGCAGAAGUCGAACUAUCGAUCAUGGAUUCCCAUCGACAUGCAAAAUUUGCGUAUAGAAUAUUCCAGCUCUUGAAAAACUGCAAGAACUUGCAAUCGGUCACUCUCCGCAACAACUCAAGCCGCUGCCCUGAAGACGACAUGUGGCUAGAUAUCAUUUGCCACCAAGCUCCUGCAAUUGUCGAACUUGAUGUUCCAUUCGAAACCGAGAUAUUGAGUGCUUUUGCUUGUGUGGGAGGGGUCGUAGCAGCUUUUGGCUCUCUCAUUGCGAGAAAUGGGCCCUUGGCGAAGGUCAAGAGAAAGAUGAUAAUAGAUAUUCCACCAGAACUCAAAACCGACAACCGAAACGCAGCACCAUGGCGUUUAAGAGGAACACAAUGGCUGAAUCGUUGGCUUCGUAUUUGGCACAGGCACUGGGGAGGAGAGUUGCGAAUCAAUGGUACCCUCGUCAGGAUGGACAAUCAACAGUGCCAACGAGUUCUGCUGAAUGUUGGACCCAGCAAGCCCGAUCCCGAUUCAAUUUUUGGAGGACAAGAACUCAGAGCCGCCCUCAGUGUGGACUUCAAGCCUGUGGUGGACAUGGCAGAAGAAGAAAAAUUUCUUGGUAAGGCCGGAAAUCUCACCACUGUAGUGGUUGAAUAUCUAGCCAAAAGAGUUCAGUUGCGUGGCAUUGAUGAUGGGAGUGUACCUACUUAUAUCCUCGACAAGUUGGGUUGGCGCCGAAGAUUCUGAAUAAAGACUGAGGAAGAACUGGCACGCAUAGUAAACGUAAG